Molecule: messenger RNA, 450 nt
Organism: Botrytis porri
Lineage: Eukaryota; Fungi; Ascomycota; Leotiomycetes; Helotiales; Sclerotiniaceae
Exons: 2
Coding region: 1-450 (149 amino acids)
Biological process (GO): protein phosphorylation
Cellular component (GO): cytoplasm
Molecular function (GO): protein serine/threonine kinase activity; ATP binding
Source: RefSeq, a predicted model, not a curated record
AUGAUAUUAGAUGUGAAACCGAAUAAUAUCCUCGUGAAUCAUGACACUCAGGAACGGUUUUCCGAAGUCCAACUUGCUGAUCUCGGGGGUACGGUAUCGGUAGAUUCGAAAUGGGCUAUGGAUGGACAUAUAGUUGGGACUUCUUGCUGGCGAAGUCUAGAAGUGUUGCUUGGUAUGCGAUGGGAUACAUCAGCUGAUAUCUGGUCGUUUGGGUGUUCGAUCCUCCAUCUAAUCUACGGCAACCACUAUCCCUUCAACCAGCUCAAUUACGGCGUCACCCUCGACGACGACGAAUACGAUUUCGGGGUUCUCCAAAAACAUCAUCAAUAUCUCGGACCCUUCCCAAUUUCCUUUGCGGAGAUAGCGGAUGAGGGAACGCAGAAUGCGAUUGUGUUGGCGAUGAAAUCGGUUCCGAGAGAGAGGAUGAAACCGUUUUCGAGGAUUACGUAA